CUAAACAGGUAAAGUAAUCAAUAGUACUGGAGCAAAUUCAGAUAUAUUCAAAACAUUUAUGUCUAGCAGAUAAGCUAUUAAUGUUGCUUGCAACAUAUAUAAGAAUGGAAAAUUGGCAAUGGAAUUCCUUAAUAUUUUUUCAAGUCCUUAUAAAAAUUCCUCGGUUUGAUCUUCAUAUGACUUCAAUGAACCUAAUUAACUUGCACUACUGCGAUGAAAUCUAUAUCAAUGAACUCAGUUACUGACUUUCAUUGGCUUGUACAUAAUUGUCAAUAUUGUUAGAUUUUGGUUCAUAUUUUAACAUAUUUUUACUGUAUAUUUGGCAAGAUUUCAGGGAACAGCUCGAUUGAUGUCCAAUUCAUUUGGGUCUUCAUUAUGGAUGAUGCCAUUUUCAAAGUAUUGUAGGGCAGACGGCAUGUAUUUGAAGCAUUUUUCUGGGGGAAUCAGGAAGAGGCAUCAUACCUAUCAAUGUGAGCAAGAGGAAUUUCAGUCAAACUACUCUGGAUGGCCAACAAAUAUAAUCAACAUUGAAAUUCCUUCAAUCCGUGGGUUUGAUUCCUAUCCAUUGGUUUCAGAUUGUGCCCAGACCAACUUGUCCGGCAUGGAAUGUGGACUCCCAACACAGUUGUCAUUUUCAGCUCGUGAAAUAUCAGAUGGGACCUUUUUCAAAGCUAUAGAGGAUUAUGAUUCAGAUAGUAAGAGGAUCUUGCACCAACUGAAAAAGUCAUAUCAUGAUGAUCCUGUUCUGAAUCCUCUUACACCAUGGGACAGACCACCUAUUAAGAAUGUUUUCUGUAUCUAUGGAAUAGAUUCAAGGACUGAGGUUGGUUAUUAUUUUGCACCAAGUGGCAAACCUUACCCUGAUAAUUGGAUAAUUACAGAUGUCAUCUAUGAAAUUGAAGGAUCACUUAUCUUGCGAUCAGGGAAUCAGAUUGAAGGGAAUCCAGGAGCUGCAAGUGGAGAUGAGACAGUGAGCUCAGUACCAUAUCAUUCCCUCUCUUGGUGCAAGAACUGGCUUGGGCCCAGAGUGAACAUAACAAGAGCUCCACAGUCAGAGCAUGAUGGGUCUGAUGUACAAGUGGAGUUGAAUGUUGAGCAUCAUUAUGAAGAAGAUAUAGUUCCCAAUAUGACAAGGUCACCUAGAGUAAAAUAUAUAACCUAUUAUGAAGACUCUGAAAGCAUUCCAGGAAAGAGGACAGCUGUUUGGGAGCUUGAUAAAGCAAAUCACAGGAACAUAGUUAGAUCACCAGCUUUAAUGCGAGAGUUAUGGCUCCAGAUUUGGCAUGAUAUUCAUGUUGAUGCUACAUCCAAUUUUGUUACAAAAGCUAAGCGUGGGCCUUUGAGGGAUGAGGACUGCUACUGGGAUUAUGGAAAAGCUCGGUGUGCAUGGGCUGAGUAUUGCGAAUACAGGUAUAUCUUUGGUGAUGUUCAUCUGGGACAGAGCUGUAGGUUAAAGAAUUCUUCUGCUGAUACACUCCUGCAUUAUUUAUAGAUUAGAAGGUGUUUAAGAGUAGCUCCAUAAGCUUUCUCUACUUGAGACAUUCUUGUCAAAAGAUCCUGUGCGAGGACCUCUGUCAUUCUUUUUGUAUAUCAUUCACAGUUAUUGGAUCCGUCUUCGGAUUACAGGCCAAAACGUUGAUACAACCUAUUUCUAGCCAAUUCUUUGCUGGUGACAUGAAGGCUGAAACCGGUUGAUGAUGCACACUAUUAUUUUCAUUCCUGUUUACUAACGUCACUGUGGCCUAGAACUCUAGAUUUAGAUUCUAAAAGAAGAGAAGAAUUCUUACAGUCCUCAGUUCUAAAAUUUGCAAAGAAGACCUUAGAAUCUUUUAAGUCUUUGAGUUCUAUGCGAAUUUGAUUCAAUUUUGUGCUGUAUUUGUUUAAUUAUGUUAUUU
Molecule: messenger RNA, 1895 nt
Organism: Durio zibethinus
Lineage: Eukaryota; Viridiplantae; Streptophyta; Magnoliopsida; Malvales; Malvaceae
Source: RefSeq, a predicted model, not a curated record